Molecule: messenger RNA, 749 nt
Organism: Saccostrea cuccullata (small rock oyster)
Lineage: Eukaryota; Metazoa; Mollusca; Bivalvia; Ostreida; Ostreidae
Product: eukaryotic translation initiation factor 3 subunit A-like
Exons: 2
Coding region: 16-675 (219 amino acids)
Source: RefSeq, a predicted model, not a curated record
AGGCCGAUUUUAUGCAUGGUAAUAUUCGUGGUGCUACUCUGCAUGUUCGAACGUGGCCUGGGGAAUGACGUGAAAAGAGCAAAAGAUCUAACUAGAUUGAAAAUGGCUCUGGAAAGAGAAAGAGGAGCUAAACAAGAUUCUGGAUGGUGGAGACACAAAAGGGACUUAGAUGAUUCCGAAAGAGGAGCUAAACAAGAUUCUGGAUGGUGGAGACACAAAAGGGACUUAGAUGAUUCCGAAAGAGGAGCUAAACAAGAUUCUGGAUGGUGGAGACACAAAAGGGACUUGGAGGAAUCCGAAAGAGGAGCUAAACAAGAUUCUGGAUGGUGGAGACACAAAAGGGACUUAGAUGAUUCCGAAAGAGGAGCUAAACAAGAUUCUGGAUGGUGGAGACACAAAAGGGACUUAGAUGAUUCCGAAAGAGGAGCUAAACAAGAUUCUGGAUGGUGGAGACACAAAAGGGACUUAGAUGAUUCCGAAAGAGGAGCUAAACAAGAUUCUGGAUGGUGGAGACACAAAAGGGACUUAGAGGAUUCCGAAAGAGGAGCUAAACAAGAUUCUGGAUGGUGGAGACACAAAAGGGACUUAGAGGAAUCCAAAAGAGGGGCUAAACAAGAUUCUGGAUGGUGGGGGGGACACAAAAGGGAUCUUGAGGAAAUAGAAAGAGGGGCUUAACAGGAAUCUGGACGAUGGAAAAGCGAAAAGGAGACAUAUAAUGGGAGGGGAAAAAUUUAUGGAUCAUUGAGACA